This is a messenger RNA of Cyprinodon tularosa, 6242 nucleotides long. It is a transcript of the gene rab3b, whose product is annotated as RAB3B, member RAS oncogene family. The transcript has 6 exons. Gene Ontology annotation, cellular component: plasma membrane; synaptic vesicle; endosome. Gene Ontology annotation, biological process: protein localization to plasma membrane; protein secretion; regulation of exocytosis. NCBI's taxonomy places the organism in Eukaryota, Metazoa, Chordata, Actinopteri, Cyprinodontiformes, Cyprinodontidae. The record is from RefSeq and is a predicted model, not a curated record. Gene Ontology annotation, molecular function: GTP binding; GTPase activity. Bases 270 to 923 code for a protein of 217 amino acids.
GCCGGCUCUCUCCAUUCAGCUGCUCCUCGCGCCGCGUCAUCGCAGCAUGUCCGCGUGAAGCCGCGGAGAGAGACUCGGUUCGGCUGUAGUGAAGCUGCUGGUGCUGAUCCUGUUCGGGGUUGUGUGUUCCGGUCCGGAGGAACCGUUCUGGAAUCUAUUCUGCUGCGUCCAUCAGGUGCAGGGAGCGCGCAUCGGACCCGCCCAGCUGAGCUCAUCUUGUCUCACCUGGAGACUGCUGCCCUGUUCGUCUCCACGGCAACGGCCCUCAGAUGGCGAAGGCAGACCAGCGUUAUGGCCAGAGGGAUGGCUCUGACCAGAACUUCGACUACAUGUUCAAGCUACUGAUCAUUGGGAACAGCAGCGUUGGGAAGACAUCCUUCUUGUUCCGCUAUGCAGACGACUCCUUUAGCAACUCCUUCGUCAGCACCGUCGGCAUCGACUUCAAGGUGAAGACGGUUUACCGCAACGACAAAAGGAUCAAGCUGCAGAUUUGGGAUACUGCAGGGCAGGAGCGUUAUCGUACCAUCACAACAGCCUACUACCGUGGGGCCAUGGGCUUUAUCCUCAUGUAUGACAUCACAAACGAAGAGUCAUUCAAUGCAGUCCAAGACUGGGCCACUCAGAUCAAAACAUAUUCGUGGGACAAUGCCCAGGUGAUCAUGGUGGGCAACAAGUGUGACAUGGAUGAGGAGAGAGUCGUACCGCCUGAGAAAGGAAAACACCUGGCCGACCAGCUGGGAUUUGAGUACUACGAGGCAAGCGCCAAGGAGAAUAUCAAUGUACGGCAGGUGUUUGAGCGCCUGGUAGACAUCAUCUGUGUAAAGAUGUCUGAGCGUGUGGACGUGGAGGUGCCUGCAGCUCCUGGCUCAAAGACCACCAGACUGACCGACAAGCCUGCCCAGUUACCUCAGAAAUGCUGCUGAUCAUCAGUCGAACCACUCCUUCCCUCCUCCUUUUCCCACCUCAGUCUGUAGGUAAAACGAAGAAAAUCAGAUAUUUCAACUGUUAAGACAUCCCUUCACCCCCGCUCUGCUUCAGUCCAUAUUUGUGAGCCAUCAGUGAAUCCUCCUGCAGAAAUCCAUGAAACACCUCCAUCCAUGUGAUGUCCGUGUAUCUGAGGCCGGCUGACUGCUGGCGUCUCCUCCACAAAUUUAACUUGUCAUGUUUCAGCAGGCUCUCCACAGAGUAUGAGAAGGGACAGAACUACAUCUGGUUUUUGGUUUCCAAUUGUUUCCCUUACUCUGUUUAGGGGACAUUUGUGCGACUUAAACCUAAAGCGCCACCUGCUGACCAUACAGUUGACCAACACUUGGCGGGGUUUCUAUGCUGUUGUCGUGAAAAAGUCCAAGGUUUGUGUCAGUGCCUCCAGGAUGAUCCUGCUGAACUGGUGCCAGUAAGACGUCCCAACCUCUAACACCCUGCUGUUAUUUAAGCCAUGGUUGCAUGAUGAUGUGAGACUGACAUUAGAAAUGGUCUAACGCUUAAUAACUCAACAACUCUUACUUAACUCUGUACUUUCAAUGCACAGUAAAAGCAACAUCACAAAGCAGGUAGAACCUUGACAGGUGUUAAACAGAUAUAAAAGGAAACAUAGUCGUGGUUAGAGUCCCAGGAAGUCAAGGAGGUGGCUACUGCUCCUUCUGAUGGCUGGACUUAUGGUCUGAACUCUGGAAAGCUCAUCAGAUGGGAAGCAGACUAGUAAAAAACAGCAUCUUGUGUUUUACAUUUCAAUGUCUUCUUUCAGAUCAUCACCAUUCCCAUUAGGUCGACAUGAAAUGAUUGGUGGAUUUAAAUGCACCACGUUAGAAUGUCGCUUUUAUUAAGGUAGGAUCAAAGAAAAGCACAGCUCCGCCCCUCACUGUUAAACAUCAACUUAGCUUUAAGAACAGUCACUGCCAAACUAUGACUCAGCUUUAACACAAUUCUCCUGCAGAACGACUCGCUGUUUUCAUCGAUUUCUAGCUAAGCUAUCAAUCACAGUUAACAAUGUUGAAUUAGUCGAUUUAUUUCGGUUUACUUAUAAUUCAUAAAUUAUGAUUAAACUGGAAUGUUGUUAAUCUGAGACUCAAGGUUAACACUGGGACUCAACAUGCAAGACUAGCAAAAGUUAAGGAGCUUAUUCUCAUAUACUCAAGGUUUGAGGUUUUAAUCUGUAUAUUGGACUGUAAUUAGAUGUUAGCUUUGUUAAACAAUGAGACAGUGUUAAUACAGCUAAACUAUGAGUCAGAAAUAACACUAUUAAACUAUGACUCAUUUUUAGUACCGUUAAACUUUGAGUGAAUAUGAACACACUGAAACAAUGACUCACUGCUAACUCUGUUAAAAUAUGACCCAAUUUUAACAGUGUUAAACUACGAGUCAGAGUUAACACUGCAAAACUAAGAAAUAGUUUAACAAUGUUAAGGUGUUAAACUCUGUUAACUCUGAUAAAGUCUGACUCAACGUUAGCACUGUCUAUGUAAAGGGCUGGUUGUACUCCCAGUGGCAGUGUUUAGCAGUGAGCUUGACGCAGACAUUUUUGAUUUAUGCUCAAUAUUGAAGAGUGGUUUGCGCUAUAUUAUAUUCCACACCACUAGAUACAGAUGGCGGUGAGGAAGUGGGGCAAGUUUGUCCAACAACGGAAGGACAUGACGGUGAAAAAGAGCGGGAAUCCAGGUGGAAAAAGGGUCCCAAAGUUCUCGUGCACCUCGCUCUUCUAGCUGGUCCAACUUCACGAGUCGUUUCCACAACUGCGUUCAUACAAACAAACCAAGCCAGCAAGCAGAUGUAGAUUUGACCAAUCAGAGGCCUCCUGUCUGCAGCACUGUCUCCGGUCCACUACAACUUGGGAGAGAUGCAGCAGAGUGUCUGCAGAGGGGGCGCGGAUGUCUUUGCUUUCGCUGCGACAUCUACACAGACAGCCUAGUUUCGAAGUAUAAAUCAGCCUUAAGAGCCAACAUUAAUGCUGUAAACUAUGCCUCAAUUUUAAUAUUGUUAAACUGAGUCAAAUUUGACACUGUUAAACUAAUAAUAAUAAUUGAACUUUAUUGAUCUAACAUUGGAGAAAUUUAUCUCUGCAAUUUGACUAAGCAGUAAGCUGCAUUCGUGGGGUGCAAUGAGGUGUUGGGGGUCUUGCCCAGAGAGCCAGAGUGGCAGUCUGUAAGAGUUGGUUUUGAACUCACAACCUCAGGAUUUCAAGACCUAUGCCCUAACCACUAGGCCGCCCCCCCUCCAACAUUAAUCCAGACCAAACAAAUGUAUCAUCAACAGUCCUUUAGUGUUCGUCCUGAUGUGAACCUUAUUAAUCAAGUCAACAUUGUCAUCUGCUUAUUAUUGACCCAUCAUUAAAAAACUUCUGUUGAGCACUAAUGUGUUAACCUGAGUCACUGAAUGGUUUAACACUGUUAAACUGCUUUACCUUUACCAGACAUUAACAAGAAUAAACUGCUGAUCAAUAAGGACCGGUUUCAAUAAAGACCUGUGAAAUACUGACUGUUAAAGUUAGUCACCUGGCCAAAAAUAGCUUGAAACAAACAUGAGUCACUUGCAGAACAGUGACUAAGCAGUAAAGUAAUUUCUCCAAUUAAAGUUUCACUUUAGGCAUCGGUCGCUGGAUGAAUAAAUGACUCGUCAUUAACCGAGUCAUCUGCUGAAAAUGGACUAAUCAAUACCAGAGUCACCUGCUGAACAAUGACUUAUUGAUUAACUCAAGAUAGAUAUUAAAUGUUGACUUGUUAAAGGAGAAAGAUACAAGUUUAACUUCUCCUGGCCAGUACGUGGUGCAAUUGUGCUGACCCGCUCUUGUUCCAACCUUCAAAUGUACUGUUUCAAGAUUGCUGCCAGUUUUUUUUUUUAAGAAUUAGCAAACGUUUACCUUAUGGCGCUGUCACAUCUCGACGAUUAAGCCAGUGUAUGCCGAAGUCCCAGAAUCUCCUAAAAUGCUGGUGUACACUGAACUUUUUAUUUUUUUCAUUGUGGGUGUAUACAUAGAGUAUUCAAAAUGAGUCCAGAACUUAUGUCCAACGAUAGCCUAACUUACGCAUAACGCACGGCAACGUAAUGCCCAUGAAAUGUCACAAACCAGUGUCCUGAGGGGGACAGCAAUGCACCCAGGCCUGGCCUGCAUAAAAAGCACAACAAGAAGAUUUCUCUAAACUUCGCAGUCGCGAUAUUACCCUAGCAGCUUUUUACUGCCCGCUAAAAAAAUAAAAAGUAAAAUGAUAUAAAAAGAAGGGAGGAUCCCUCACACUCACCUUCUCUCUCACCCUAUGAUGGGGAUGAUACAGGUUGGAUAAGCUAGACACCACGACUUCUGAGUAAUUUAAAAUUAACGUAUAUCAACGAUCACAUAACCUCCCUUUAACUUAUGGCCCACAUAUGAGCAUACGCCGGCAUACGUCGUAUUUUCCGUAUGUCGACGUGUGCCAGCGUGCUUCAGUAUGCUCAUAACUUAUACAAAAUAGACCCAUAACUUAUCAACAUAUGCCAGCGUUGUUGCCAACUUGUUCGUACGUCAGCCAAUGCUGGCUAAAGGGCAGAUUAGACUUCUGCAACCGCACACAUCAAAUGUCGCUUGGGUCUGGUCGCGAACCAGUUUUGCUGGUAUGCCUCUGCACCGUCAGUCUGGAAUUUCUAGGGAAACACAGCAGUUUCCCGCCAGAGCGCUAGGGGGAGCCUAUUCGAGGACCAGUCACAGCUGCUUUUUCUCUGCGCACUUCCGCUUGAGGUCUGCGCGGGUUUGCAACUGUCCAAUGCUUAGUCGGGAUUUUUUUUAGGUGCGUGACAACAGUUGUAGAACAUCUGCACGGAGGGCGUGGUCGCGCACAGAGACAGAUUUUACGGUUGCAGAGGCUAUGCAUCAGAAGCAUAAAUUGGCCUUAAAUUGUCAAGGUGUAACUGUGCCAUUACCAGUAGGGAAACCAGGUACCUCCAGGUGGCGUUUUAGCUAUUUUUGCUACCUGAACUUGUGACCAACGCACGAAAGAUUAACAAAUUUUCACUAUUUUAUUAAUUUUAUUGUGCCUAAAUCUGAGAAAUGCAACACAGAGAAGAAGCCAAUUUUUAUUACAAUCUCAAAGCUCCUAGGAUCUGGCAAUGCCUUUGCUGCAUCUUACUUGACUUCAAUCUGCUAUUCCUAUAUGGAGAAUCAUUUUCUUUCAACUUUGGCAUCAUAACCAGGAAUCAAUAUUAAUAUAUUUUGGACCCGUCAAAAUGUAUAAAACAAAUAUGUAUAUACUAAAUAUUUUAUUUUUUUGUAAAAUUAAUUAUUUCAUUCCACACCACUCUAGACAUUCAGUGGAUGUAUUAUUUUUGUAAAAUUAAUUGUUUUGAUGAAAAAGUUGUAGCCAUGACCUUUAACACAAAUUUCCUGCCAAACCUAAACUCGGCAAUAAGAGGUUCACCUUCCUCACCAUCAGUUUUCUGAUGACCAUCCGGACUCUUUAUGUGAAAAGACUUUAAAUCACAUUAAAAUUCUGACCAACUAAGAGUUAUUCAGUGUAGAUUAUUACCGUUUUUAUCAAAUAAGUCUAGGAAAGAUCCAGUCAUACACAUUUGGUUCAGUUUAGUUCACAGCAGUUUAAUCUGGAUCAGGCCAGUUCUUUCCAAAUCAACCCAGGACCGUACUGCCAGUUCACUUCCGUCUGAAUCAAUCCAGUUAAAUCCAGUUCAGAGUAGACGGGGACCAGGGUCACAUCAGCCCAGUUUGGACCAGUCUAACCAUGAAGGGCCCUCGCAGCCUGCAGCCGUGCCUCAUGAUGGCCAUCACCCUGAAGCUGUUUUCUAGUCAUCUACAGUCUCACCUACCAGUAGUGUGCAGAGAGGAGGCCCCGCCCCUUUAGCAGGUGUUGUCAUGUAGCCACCAUGUUUGCAGUGUGUUUUACAUGAUCAGGUGUGCGUGUGUGUGUGAUAUUGUUAAAUAUUAUUAUAAUGAUAAUUAUAACCCAUGCAGCUGUAAGGGUUCUUGUGUUUGGACCCAGGAGUGACCCCACUGUGUGUCAUCUUAUGAGAAUAUAAAAUAAAAUUGUCUUCAUAUGACUUUAUUUUUGAAGUGAAUUUGUAAAUGAUAGAUUUAGAUCUAAAUAUACUGUUGUUGAGCAUGAGCUUAUUUUUAGGUCCUGUGUACCAUGGACCAAUUCUGUAAACUUGUUGUCUAACGGUUUACUCCGUAGGGAGAAGCACAAAGUGAUUGUAUAAAAUAUUGUGAAUGUUUGUAUAUUAUAGAUGAAUCUUAGUAUAAUAAAAAUCCCAAUCUUUCAUCAGAA